GGCUCUUCGCCUCUUCCACUCCCCAACUCCCUCCUCCCUCUCCCACACACACGGCCGGAACACCUCCUCUGAAGCCCCCGGAGUCGGCGGCGGGCUAGGCUCUAUGGGCGUCCCCUCGGCCGCGGGGAGCUGGGACGCCGAGGACGACUUCCUUCUCAAGAACGCCGUCGAGGCUGGUGCGUCGUUGGAAUCCUUGGCUAAAGGGGCUAUAUGCUUUUCCCGCAAAUUCACUCUACAAGAAUUGCAAGAUCGUUGGUGCUCAUUGCUCUAUGAUUCAGAGACCUCAGCACAAGCAUCUGCUCGCAUAGUCGAGUUUGAGACUGUGCUUUCAACCUCCAGUCCCGGCAAAACAAUUAAACGUUUCAACUCAAAGGGAAAAGUUUAUUCAGGACGGAAGCGAAAAAUAGAUAGUGUAAAGUAUCAGUAUUAUUCAAGGAGAAAGAGAGUUUGCCAUGAACCAUGUUUGUCUACAGCUUUUGGUUAUGAUGUUCCACCCUGUUCAUGUACUCCUGAUGGCAGUGGUUGUGUAUGUGGUGGCUUACUUAAACCUUUGGAAGGCCAUCACUUGGCUCAUACCCUUGAUCCUGCAGCAUUGUUGGUAGAUAAUUAUGGACACAUUGAUGACAGCUAUGGCGGAGGACAAAACGUGCACCACAAAGAUAAUCAAAAUUAUUUAUUCCAUGCGAAUCAUGCUAAUGCUGCUGGGAGCAUAUUAAUAGAUGGAACAGUCAAUGAUGAUAUCCUGCAUGGCUGCUCUGAUGUAGGUCAGCCGUAUAAAUGUGGCGAUGUACAAAAGAAUCCUCAGUCAAGUGAAAGGAAUAUUGCCCCUCUAAAAGACCUCCCUGAUCUACAGGAUUAUGUAAACCCUCAGCAACCACUUCUUGGUGUUCAGUAUGGAAAUGGAGUGACAGGAUCGGAGAUUCUUCUGGAUGCUGAUAGAAAUGGAGUGAAACAGAAUCAAUUAUCGGAGAGUAGCCAGCAGUUGUGUUCAGGGAUACCUAUGAUAAAUGCCUGGAGUAAGUCUGAGGAUGUUAAGUCGGCUGACAUGCUGGUCGAUAUGCAUAAAAAUGAAGAACACAUUACCUUUUUUUGUGACAAGAAAAUGGAAACAUUUAGUAGUGACACAUUUGCAUCUCUGGUGAAUGGCAUAUCUGAUUCUGGUUUAGACAAUGCAUCAUUAUCAGAGAAUGAAUCCAUGCAUGCCUGUUCAAUGAAUUGCAGUCAGAGCAAAGACUCUGAGCUCCUCAAUGGCAAGAAUAUUUCAGGUUCUGCCCUUGGUACAGCUCAGGAUGAUUUCAGUGAUUUUAGUGCUAAAGUUGUUAUGGAGGACAUCUCUAGAGUGCACCUGCUAGGCCUCUCGGAUUCACAUUCAAGCAACACAUGCGAUAGUCACAUAUACCCAAUCCAUAAGAAUCAUUAUACGAGAGAUGUUUAUGGAACCGACAUGGUGGCUAUAUCGUCAGAAGUACCUUUUUCUGGUUGCAGUACUCAGUGCAGGAUGAACACAGAAGAUUCUGAAAUUCCUUGCAACGACGAUGCCCUUAUGCAUGGUCAGCCUCCUAUAGAGUGCACCUCUACUUCUGACAAGAAUCUUCACCACAUUACGUGUUUAGUUUCCAUGGAACCUAGCCCUCCAGAAAAUGCUGGUGAUUCUAAUCACUUCGACUCGGUUGAAGAUGUCCAACCUUCGUCGGCAGCAAUGAAGAUGAAACCAUCCACCUUUGUAGAAAGGGAAAAUAGGAUGGCUUUAAAUGAAGCAUGCAAUUUAGGAAAUCAAGUGUCCGAUGAAAUAAACUGCAAGUUUCUUGCUGAUAAGCCAAACAUAAGCUGUGAGGCUGCUAUUCGAAACUGUAUGUCAUCACAUGGAUUGCCAGAUAUGGAAUUUCAUAAUCCCAUUGCAAGCAUGUCCAGUUCAGAUCAAGCAGAAGGAGGAUCUGACAAUGAGAACUAUGUUCCAAACUAUUUUGACAUAGAAGCUUUGAUCCUUAAUCAAGAUCUAAUUCCAUGGGAUCAAGAAUCUGAUUUCAUCCAACCUGAAGUUUCAAGGUUUCAGCACCUUAAAAGCAGGAAGGACUUGAUAAGACUAGAGCAAGGUGCUCGUUCGUAUAUGAACAGGUCUAUUAUGUCCCAGGGUGCUUUUGCAAUUAUUUAUGGCAGAUAUCUGAAGUACUACAUUAAGGAUCCUGAGGUAACUCUUGGGAGAGAAACGGAAGAGGUACAUGUUGACAUUGAUCUGGCAAAAGAAGGGAAUGCAAAUAAAAUAUCUCGUCGACAGAUAAGUGGUCAUGGUGCGAAGUAUGAUAACGACAAGAUGGCGACUCAAGUGAUGGGUUCGUCUUUUAUUCGGAUCUACUCGCACGUCUCCUCAUUUGGACCGACCUGAGAUCGGAUAUGCACUGAACCUGCUAGCAACAGAUCUAGCAUGUUGAAUGAAUAGAGAUGAGUGGAAGUCCAGAGAAACCAAGAGAAAUAGAGAGAUGUUGAAUGGUCCCUCUGCCAACAUCUCCCAUGGGGUGUGGAAGACAUCAAACUGAUGAAAACCAUGUUUGUACUCACAAAUCUCUUUUACAUGUGCACUUGGAUGCACCCAUCUUGCCAGUAUAUGGACAUGGCAUGCAAUUUUCUCAUUUCUUUUAUAUGUCUAAGUGCAGUUCAUUCUGUGCAACACAUUUCAGGAUGACGCUUCUUGUCUAUUCCAGUCAUGUCACUAUUCUGGGUUGUUUUUUUGAAUGAAGCAUGCUGGUAUAUCACUCCAGGGUUUGAAAUCUAAAUAUAAGUAAAUCUAUUACAUGCAUAAACUUAUUGGAACUGAAUGGUCUGGCCAUACUGGCAUACCGGUUACCAGAGUGUGAUUGAUAAUUAUGGGACCGGUGCAUUUUAAUGUAAGAAGAUCUUUGACCUGAUCUAAUAUUAUUAUGUUUACGUUAGGAAAACCUUGUAUAUCUUGUAUAUUAGCCAAAUAGAUAGCUAGGCUACAUAUGAAACCUAACAGAAACAUAAGAAAACCAAAAAUAGAAGGAGAGAGAAAAGGAGUAAACAAGAAAUGAGUAAACUUUUUUUCGCGAAAACGCAAAAGCCUUGCGUUUCGAUGCAUUGAUAGAUAAAGAAGAGUUUAUGUACAAGUCCGAGGACGGACACAACACGCCGUACAACUCGACCCAAGAAAAGGAAAAACUAAACUAGGGGAGUAGCUGGCGCACACCCGGGCUCCCGCGUCCGCCCAUUGCCG
Lolium rigidum is the source of this 3229-nucleotide messenger RNA. RefSeq lists its product as uncharacterized. The transcript is spliced from 7 exons. Lineage: Eukaryota; Viridiplantae; Streptophyta; Magnoliopsida; Poales; Poaceae. Bases 104 to 2383 code for a protein of 759 amino acids. Gene Ontology annotation, cellular component: NSL complex; MLL1 complex; Ino80 complex. The record is from RefSeq and is a predicted model, not a curated record. Gene Ontology annotation, biological process: positive regulation of transcription by RNA polymerase II. Gene Ontology annotation, molecular function: G-quadruplex RNA binding; protein binding.